AUGUCCGCUGCUAUGGAUAGCGACUUUCAGCUAUUCUCUCCACGCCAUUCGGGCCGGGAUGAGGCUCAGGCAAGCCAUUCAUCGGCGGAGAACACCCAAGAUUGGACGCAAUGGAUGCGAUGGGAUGAGCCGAUGUUCUCAGAAGGCGAUGCGAACCCCAUGGACAAUUCCAUGAACGUCCCAUUCGUCUCACCGCAUACGUCCUUCAGUUCCCCGUCUCAGCCAAACCAGAAGGAUUUCUCUCCCCAUCUUCCUCUUGGUUUGAUGGAAUUUCCAUCUGAACACAUGGACGGCCUGGGCGGCAGCGAGAAUACGGAGGCCGCACUACAAAACGGACCAGGACAGCACCAGCAACAGUCAGGGCUGGUCUCUCCAAUCUCGAGUAUUGCAACGACUCGCAAGCGAAAGACGAGCAACGAAGAUGACGCCACCACCGUGACUGGCCCUAUGCAGCCAGGAAAGAAGAUGCCGGCCAAGAAGCGAGCCCAUAACGUCAUUGAAAAGCGCUAUCGAGCCAAUCUCAACGAAAAGAUUGCCGAGCUCCGAGAUAGUGUGCCCAGUCUGCGGACAAUGAAGAACGCAAAUGGCGAGUCACCCGAUGACGACGACGAAGGAGAAGGCGGACAAUCCGCGAGCAAGCUCAACAAGGCUUCCAUUCUGGCCAAAGCAACAGAUUACAUUAAGCACCUGGAAAUCCGGAACAAGCGCCUCGAAGAAGAAAACACAGGGCUGAAGAACCGGCUUCGCCAGGUCGACAAAGCGGCCGAUCAGGCGGUCACAUCCACAGCCUCCGUAUCAUCUCCCAGUAACUAUACAGCUUCAUCCGACUCUGCUGCUGGAAAUUCGCCCAGCGUGUUUUCCCACACUGAGGAAAUCGCUAGUGACAGCUCGCCCACCUCCCAGCAUCCACCCGAGGGGUUGAUUAAGGUGCCCGAAGCCUUCAAACGAAUGCGUGCGGAAACCCCCAAGCAAGGGAUCUUUGCCGAAUCAUAUAUCAAAGGACCAUCUCGAAGCACACAAAACAGUCGAAAUGAUGAUUCCCGUCGGCGGUCAAGGCUUCCAAACAAGUACAUGCUGGGGGCACUCGCUGGGCUGAUGGUUCUCGAAGGCAUGGGAUCGGAGAAGUCGGAGUCCGGUGAGAAGGGUCUUUUCGCUCUGCCCGUGAAUCUCUUGCAUCGCUUGCAAUCCCCGUCCGUUGUACAUUGGGAGUACUAUCUCAAGAGUUUCCGGUACUCAUCGCAUGCGCGCGCGAUUUCACACUUCUUUCUCCUGGGCUCGUUGGUCGUGGGUUCUGCCUUCAUUGUAUUUGUCUAUCUUUUCAACGCCCAGCCUGUGACACAGCGCGCUCCAUCUGACUCCGUCUCAGAGGAGAAGAAUGGCCCUACAUCGAGUGGAAUACGGCGACAGGCUUGGUUGACAAGUAUGCAACGGGUUGGAGUUCCACGUCACAGGUUUUUCCGCGAGUGGUACGUGGUGACUUCGCGAUGUUUCGAAUAUGUCCUGCGAUGUCUGAUGGGCUGGAAGGUCUAUUCGUGGGCUACUGGAAUUACAGAGGAGGAUGAGAAGGGGCGUGUCAAGACAUGGGACAUUGCUAUCGAUGCCCAGCUCACUGGUGGCGAUGCUGAGAUUAGCAAGAGCCGCCUUGUGCUCACCAUUUUUGCUGCCGGCACCCUUCCCUCUAGCCCGAUGCGGAUGAUGUUAAAGGCUCUACAUGUCCGCAUCUUGAUGUGGAGAGUUGGCGAACCCGGAUCCUGGAGCUUCCAUGUUUCGAACGACAUUGCCCGUACCCUUGCCCGGUAUCAGUGGGGCGUGGCACGUACUAUCAAUGAUGCGCUGCCCGAAGGCCACCCUGACCAGCUUCCCAGUCAUUUGGCGGCUCUCCUGGAGCUUGAUUGCGAAGAUGUGAUGGUUGCCCCCAUUAUCCAGCGUGCGGUCAACUUGACUUGGAACCGACCUACACAAGAAGGUACCGGUGACGAUGAGGUGCUUCUCGACGUGGUUGAAGAGGAUCCCGCUAUCCAGUGCUCUGUGGAUGCCCUCGCAGCCUGGUGGUCCAGCCAUCUCCUUCAAAACGCGCUUCUCAAAUACUUCCAGGCUAGCGAAGGAGGGCCAGUGUCGAAGCCGAGCCGCGACGCUUUCAAAGAGAAGAUUCGCAUGUCGCUUGACGUCGCACCACGACUCUCGGCGUCGUAUACCCGUGCUCUAGUGAUGAAGGCGGUCUUCUUCGACCAUGAUCGUAUCCAGAAUGUCGGGGCCGUGCUCGCAACAUUGCCAAAAGAUAAGAGAAAGGGCGAGCGAAGCCAGGCGGCCAACUUCCUGGACUCUUCCCUGCCGGUGUCUGUUCGUGACGAGAUUUCUAUUGCCGUACGGUGUGCGAUGAUUGCCGCCAUCAUUACCGCACGCUCGACCGGAGACACAUCGUUACCUUCGUCCUUCACGAUCCACAAGGCGAUCCAAUGGUUCAACCAACUUCCGAUUGACCCAGUGGAACUGACCCUUAUUGGUUUCUCGUCUGUAUACCAUUUGCUGCACCUCCUCGGCUCCGAUGUUGACUACAUCGUCUCAUCCGAUUCAUCUGCCCCAUCGACCCCCGCUUCCGAGGCAACCUCAUCCGCCGACGACGAAGCCGAGGAAAAGCCUCGGUCGGGCCGCAAGCUCGCCGUCUGUCCGCGCGACAUCCCCAACCUCGGGCGCGUGGCUGCCGAGCUCAUCUACUGGGCGCGGAAUGCCUACAACCCAGCCUUCUAUGGCUUCUCUUCGCACCUGGUCGAAGUUGUUGUGAAGUCUUGCACAACGAUUUGCGAAAAUGCCGGGGUGAACAUUGACGAGUAUCUGCGCGUUACGCCCGACAGGACCCAGUCCAAGAAACACCGAUAUCGACGGCGCAGAGGAACUUCAGUCAGGUCGGUCCAGAGCGAUGCUGAUCAAGAGCUGCUGGCAUCCAAUGUGGGGAAGCCUCUUCGCCGCGAGCGCUCAGCUAGCAACGACACUGGGUAUGGCAGCCUCAGCGUCGAAGAAGAGGUUCACAACAUCCCGAAUGUCCCCGCCGAUGUUCAGGAGGUUUCUUCUUGA
Messenger RNA from Penicillium alfredii, 3072 nucleotides. RefSeq names its product basic helix-loop-helix domain-containing protein. The coding region runs from base 1 to 3072 and encodes 1023 amino acids. The transcript has a single exon. The record is from RefSeq and is a predicted model, not a curated record. Lineage: Eukaryota; Fungi; Ascomycota; Eurotiomycetes; Eurotiales; Aspergillaceae. Gene Ontology annotation, molecular function: protein dimerization activity. Gene Ontology annotation, biological process: SREBP signaling pathway; positive regulation of transcription by RNA polymerase II.